Tauraco erythrolophus (red-crested turaco) is the source of this 546-nucleotide messenger RNA. The record is from RefSeq and is a predicted model, not a curated record. NCBI's taxonomy places the organism in Eukaryota, Metazoa, Chordata, Aves, Musophagiformes, Musophagidae.
AUGGUGGACAAAGAAAAGGAGGAGCCAAGUAGAGCAAUGCACACAGUGGAAAAAAUAAUUGCACAUCCUGAAUUUGAUAUAAAAACUUACGACAGCGACAUAGCCCUUCUCAAAUUGAAGGAACCUAUCACAUUUUCUGAAGAUGUUGUCCCAGCAUGCCUUCCAGAAGAAGACUUUGCUAAUGACGUUCUGAUGAACCAAACGUUCGGAAUUGUCAGUGGCUUUGGGGCCAUGUUUAAACGUGCGCGGCUGGUCAAAAGAAUGAAAGUGCUUCAAAUCCCUUAUGUGGACAGGGACACAUGCAAGCUCGCGCUUCGCAAUCUGGUCACAAAAAACAUGUUCUGUGCUGGUUAUGAUAAAGAUGGAAAAGAUGUCUGCCAAGGAGAUGGAGGAGGCCCCCAUGUAACCAAAUACAAUGGCACUUAUUUUGUUACUGGUAUCAUCAGCUGGGGAGAAGGGUGUGGAACGCAAGGGAAAUAUGGAGUAUACACCAAAUUGUCAAAGUUUCUACCCUGGGUAAGACAUGUUUUGACAGAAAACUCUUAA